Messenger RNA from Prorocentrum cordatum, 600 nucleotides. The record is from the annotation of a GenBank genome assembly. NCBI's taxonomy places the organism in Eukaryota, Dinophyceae, Prorocentrales, Prorocentraceae.
CGAGGGUGCAGCGCAGUGGUGGACACCGAGCCGGUCUUCGUCGGCAGUGAUGCUGCAGGACAUGUCUCCCUCGUGCAGGUCUACCUGGAGUCCCUACCAGCGGCGAUUCAGGAGUCGGGGCCUUCCUUGGAUGCUGCGCUGGCGCAGUCGGAGGGCGUGAAGGUGGACCUGGGACUCGAGAACAGCCCCCUGGAGCUGGACCGCUCACCAGCGGAGCUCCCGAGCGAGGACAAGCACGUGGAUCCGGCGCUCAUCCCAGGACAGCUAUCUGAGCCACCAGCGCUCGGGAACCCGGACACGGUGGAUGAUAUCACGAGGACGCUGGCCGUGGCUGCGCCCACGGCGCUGGCCGUGGCGCCCACCGAGCUGCAGAGCGAGGACAAGCAGCUGGAUCCGCAACUCGUGCCAGGACAGCUCUCUGAGCCACCGAAACUCGGGAACCCGAACACGGUGGACAGCCUCACGAGGACGAUCUCGGAGACCAGCCAGGAGGGCGCAGAGGACAGCAAGGCCGACACAGCAUCCCAGGUACUGUUCGGGACCGCCCCCGGCGUUGUGCCCAUGGUGGUGCCGCCCGCCGGGUCGCCGGAGGCGCCCUGG